AUGAUAAUAAUAUAUGGAAUAGUUAUAGCAUUACUAAUUAUAGUGAUAGGAUUAAAGUUAAUAAAACAUUUAGAUAGAAAUAAGAAAGUAAAUAAAGAGAAUAAAGUUUAUUUUGUAGGCAAGAGAUCUACUGGUAAGACAAGAGCUAUUAUUGAUAUUAUUGAGAAACAAAGACACUCUGAUUUGGCUAUUAAGCCCAGAGAAACAGUACCAACUACCAAAGAUACUGAGUAUAAAUCACAAGACAUUAAAAUUAACAAUUUAAAGUUGUGUGAGUACACACCAAAUAUUAAUGAGCCUGAUACUCUUAAUAGAUUCAGAAUCAAUACAAGAGAUACUUUUAUAUUCUUUUUGAGAGAUCAAAAUGAAUUUUAUCCAAUGUUAGCUGGAUUUGAUAUUAAAUAUGUUUAUUGGAAAAAAACAGAAAAUAAAGAAAGAGAUGAUGUAACUUAUUUAGAUGAAGAUUCUACAAAGUUAUUAGAAAUGAUUUAUAAAAUUAGAAAAUAA
Molecule: messenger RNA, 507 nt
Organism: Hepatospora eriocheir
Lineage: Eukaryota; Fungi; Microsporidia; Hepatosporidae
Source: the annotation of a GenBank genome assembly